AUGCCUGCUGAUAGUGGAAUAAUGAAUGAGAUCGACGCUUCUAAAAAUAUGGCUCUGAACUCACACGACGCUCUCGUUUUUGAGUCUUUCUAUUAUCCUUGGUUCUCUCUGACAGUAGUAGGAGUUCUCGGAACAUUCAUCAACAUUUUUGUUAUCGUGGCAACUAUGCGAGGUGAAAGUAGAGAAAUGAGCAGUUUUUACAAAGUUCUGCUCAAUCUACAGAUAUCUUCUGCUUACACGUUGGUCAGCUAUACCAUACUCAUCAAUCAAAUAUAUGUGGAUGGUGUGACUUACUGUAUGGGCAUCUUCACUUUAGUUUUCUCAAUGAAUCUUUUAACUCAGACAAUAUGUCAAAGAAUCUGUUAUUUUGUGAUAAGUAUGUCGUAUUGUGUUUUCACUGCUGGCUUCUACCAUCAUUUCAUUCCUCCCACGUCCAGACUCUAUUUGGGCACGAGUGCAAAGCGAACAUUGCUCAUUGCUUCAUAUGUGAUCGCAGCAAUCGUAUCAAUUAAUGAUCAAAUGCAUAAUCCUUUAGAGCCAGUUGUCCAUAGUGACUACGGCUACAUCCGAAAAGAUGCAGUUAACACACUCUUAUUAGGAACGGGUGUUAUAGCUAUUGCAGUCUGUGUCAUAUCUCACAUAAUUUACUCAAUCAAGUUCGGACCUGUUCUCUCUGAACAUACCAGGAAGAAUAGAUUAGUUUUUGUUAAAGCGUUUAUAAUUAUGCUAUCAAUUCCCGUUUUCAAUUCGACUAUAUUGGGAUUCGUCAACAUGCUCCUUGUUCCGGAGGAUCGGCAGAGUCUGAAGGUGGUAAUAAAUGGCUUCACACAUUACCAUUUGUUCAUGACCAAUCUGUCAUAUUUGUUUUUCAUAAAGCCUAUUCGUAAGUCUGCUCUCAAAAUGGUAUGCGGAAACAAGUUAGAUGUUCGACCUACUAAGAAGGAACGACCGAUUUCGUUGAUCAUACCCCGAGAGCGAGCUAUGGAAUUCCGCAGUAGUAUUCAAGCCGCCAUAGCUCAGUUGGUUGGUGUAGUUACACAUACACCGAAAAACAUGUACACUAGCAGUACACUGUCGCAUAUACACCAAGUUUAA
Messenger RNA from Auanema sp. JU1783, 1095 nucleotides. The record is from the annotation of a GenBank genome assembly. Lineage: Eukaryota; Metazoa; Nematoda; Chromadorea; Rhabditida; Rhabditidae.